Molecule: messenger RNA, 2164 nt
Organism: Entelurus aequoreus (snake pipefish)
Lineage: Eukaryota; Metazoa; Chordata; Actinopteri; Syngnathiformes; Syngnathidae
Product: zinc finger protein 37-like
Exons: 4
Coding region: 191-1924 (577 amino acids)
Biological process (GO): regulation of transcription by RNA polymerase II
Cellular component (GO): nucleus
Molecular function (GO): RNA polymerase II transcription regulatory region sequence-specific DNA binding; DNA-binding transcription factor activity, RNA polymerase II-specific
Source: RefSeq, a predicted model, not a curated record
ACUCCAGUCCAAGGGAGCAAAGUGGAAGAACGCACGAGUUUGCAGUGAUCACUUCGUUAAAGAGAGAUACAACAAGUCAGCAGACACCUGCUCAGUUGGGACACAAAGACUCCAAGCGCAUGUCAGAAGUACUGGAACUACUAGUAGUACAAAUCAUCUUCUCUCUGAGCAACAGGAGUGGAGCUUCAGGAUGGCGCAGGAGGGGCCACAGUCCUCUCACUUUAGGGAGGGACAAAAAGCGUUAGAGACAUAUUACUUUAAAAAGGAAGAGGAGGACCUACUAAACCCCCAAUCGAAAGAGGAAGGGGCGGCACCACAGCCACCCCACUUUCAAGAAGAGGCGCCACAAACCCCUCACAUUAAAGAGGAAGAGGAGGAACACAGCAUCAGUCAGGAGUUCCCAGUGACUGGUGUCCCUGUGAAGAGUGAAGAUGAGGAGGUCAAAGGUGAAAGUGAGGAGGAGCCUCCAAGUCCACACAUGACAAGAGAAGAUGAUGGAGACCACUUUGGAAGACCACCAGCAGACAAGUUCUUAGCAAGGUCACACUCUCCUGACUCUGAUGAUGGAGACCACUUUGGAAGACCACCAGCAGACAAGUUCUUAGCAAGGUCACACUCUCCUGACUCUGAUGAUGGAGACCACUGUGGAAGACCACCAGCAGACAAGUUCUUAGCAAGGUCACACUCUGAUGAUGGAGACCACUGUGGAAGACCACCAGCAGACAAGUUCUUAUCAAGGUCACACUCUCCUGACUCUGAUGAUGGAGACCACUGUGGAAGACCACCAGCAGACAAGUUCUUAUCAAGGUUACACUCUCCUGACUCUGAUGAUGGAGACCACUGUGGAAGACCACCAGCAGACAAGUUCUUAGCAAGGUCACACUCUGAUGAUGGAGACCACUGUGGAGGACCACCAGCAGACAAGUUCUUAGCAAGGUCACACUCUCCUGACUCUGAUGAUGGAGACCACUGUGGAAGACCACCAGCAGACAAGUUCUUAGCAAGGUCACACUCUGAUGAUGGAGACCACUGUGGAAGACCACCAGCAGACAAGUUCUUAUCAAGGUUACACUCUCCUGACUCUGAUGAUGGAGACCACUGUGGAAGACCACCAGCAGACAAGUUCUUAGCAAGGUCACACUCUCCUGACUCUGAUGAUGGAGACCACUGUGGAAGACCACCAGCAGACAAGUUCUUAGCAAGGUCACACUCUGAUGAUGGAGACCACUGUGGAAGACCACCAGCAGACAAGUUCUUAGCUCCACUAUCAAGGUCACACUCUCCUGACUCUGAUGAUGAAGACUGUAAAGAUGGUCAGACACACUUUAAAUGUUCACACUGUGACAAAACUUUCAAAUACCCUAGUCUUCUGAAAAAACACGCAAGAAUGCACACUGGAGAGAAACCUUUUUUCUGCUCAGAAUGUGGUAAAGCUUUUUCACGGAAGAAUUUGUUGACAGUACACAUGACAACGCACUCUGAGGAAAACCCUUUUUUAUGUCCAGUGUGUGGUAAAGGUUUUGUACAAAGUCACAUUUUCAAAGUACACAUGCGAAUACACACUGGAGAGAAAUCCUUUGUCUGUUCAAUCUGUGGCAAAGGUUUUGUACAAAGUAACAAUUUGACAGUACACAUGAGAAUACACACUGGAGAGAAACCUUUUACAUGCUCAGUCUGUAGCAGAGAGUUUGUUAAAAGUCAGUGUUUGAAAGUACACAUGAGAACACAUUCUGGGGAAAAGCCAUACUCCUGUCCAAGCUGCAACAAACACUUUUGUGAACGAUCAAACCUUGUAAGACACAUGAGGACACACACAGGAGAGAAAGUGUUUAGUUGCAGUGCGUGUGAGGAAAGGUUCUCGUAUAAGUACCAGCUCAACAAACACCAAUGUGCUGCUGGGGACAACAGCAGCAGCAGAAUUUGAAACUGUCAACACUCUGUUAACUUUGACUUUCUAACAUUAUCAACACGUGUGACAUCAUUGUGUGUGGAACACAAUCUUGUUGAGAUGCAUCCCCAUAUUUUGGAUUAGUGCUUUUUGACAAACAAUAUGAUUGAAAAGGUGAGCGUAAACAUUACAAAACAAAUGUUCAUUUGAUGUGUAUGUAGAUAUUCAUGAUCAAUCUUAUUUAUAACCACUUUUUUCAAUAAAGUGUUACAUAUU